AUGGGAAAACCCGCGAAGGAUCAGCCCGAUGCUGGGCUGAAGAGUCUCAAUCACUAUUCAAGCCGACUACCUCUCUGGCGCUACUGGCCUCGACAAAAGCUCCUCCCAUUGAUCCGAUAUGAAACGCCAUAUCUUGCCUGGGUGCAGGAGAAGGUUCGCACCCCGACGCUGGACUCGUACUUUGCGUUCACCGCGAACCUCGGCACCCACACGUUUUUCAUGGUCUUCCUGCCAUUCCUCUUCUGGUGUGGUCACACUAGCUUAGGUCGUGGACUUGUACACAUCCUUGCCGCAGGUGUUUUCUUCAGUGGCUUCAUCAAGGACUUGCUAUGUCUUCCCCGGCCACUAUCUCCGCCUCUCCAGCGCAUCACCCAUUCCGGAUCAGCCGCUCUCGAAUAUGGAUUCCCGUCCACGCACUCUACUAAUGCCGUCUCGGUAGCCGUUUACGCGAUCUUACUUCUCAACUCCGCCGAUUCGACCGUCAGUCCGCAGACUAGUCUGAUCCUCCAGAUCAUCACAUACCUUUACGUGACAUCGAUCGUGCUGGGCCGACUGUACUGUGGUAUGCAUGGUAUGCUGGAUGUUGUUGUUGGGUGUGUACUGGGUGCACUAAUUGGUCUUGCGCAAUUCAGCUUGGGUCCCGCAUUCGACAACUAUAUUCUCACGGCGAACAUGAAGGAAAUUCUCGUGAUUCCAAUUGUCAUCCUGGUCUUAGUUCGCAUCCAUCCAGAACCGGCUGAUGACUGCCCGUGUUUCGAUGACAGCGUCGCCUUUGCGGGAGUAACACUGGGCGUGGACGUGGGCUCAUGGUACUUUACUGGAUCUAGCCUCGCCUGGGAUUAUCCUCUCCCUGGCACCAUCCCUUUCGACUAUGAGAGCAUCGGAAUUGCUAAAACGACCCUGCGUCUUGUGGUAGGAGUUCUGUGUGUCUUUGCCUGGAGGGAGAUCACAAAGCCUACUUUGCUUCGCAUCCUGCCGCCUAUCUUCCGCAGCCUGGAGAAGCUCGGUCUCCUUCUGCCCCGGCGAUUUUUCACAACUGCUUCGCGUUACACCACGGUCCCAUCUAAUCUGAAAGACAACGAAGUCUUCCCCAACUUCUCCGACAUCCCAUCAAUCAUCACGACCAUCCGUCAUCCACGACGCCGCGCUAUCUCCGUCGGUCCACAGUCCGAAGCCGAUGCAUAUGAGACAUUGGCAUAUCGAGAGAAGCGCCGACGUGAAAGCCAAUCGGGAGGCAGCCGCGAAUCUCCCGCGGAUGUGGACUUCAAGCCGAACGGCACUCCCGUGUUGAACAGAAAAACCUCAAAGCUCGACCACUAUGAGCACAUGAUGGGUAGGGGUAGUCCAAACUCAGCUGCCGUGGAGGAUGAUAAUAUCCCCCGAUCAUCGCCACUUCCCCCUCCCGAAGUCAGUACCUCCCGAACAGAUGAGAAGGAGGUGUUCUCUCAGAUUAAGAAGCCUCGCGUACGAUAUGACGUGGAGGUAGUGACAAAGCUGGUUGUCUAUGCAGGAAUCCCAUGGAUCGUCAUCAAUGGCGCGCCACCAGUGUUCGAGUUGCUCGGGCUCGGAGUUCCCAGUUAA
This is a messenger RNA of Penicillium argentinense, 1581 nucleotides long. Its product is annotated as phosphatase PAP2 family protein. NCBI's taxonomy places the organism in Eukaryota, Fungi, Ascomycota, Eurotiomycetes, Eurotiales, Aspergillaceae. The record is from RefSeq and is a predicted model, not a curated record. Gene Ontology annotation, molecular function: sphingosine-1-phosphate phosphatase activity. The transcript is spliced from 5 exons. Bases 1 to 1581 code for a protein of 526 amino acids. Gene Ontology annotation, cellular component: endoplasmic reticulum membrane.